CCCUGCGUACUGCUCCCUCGCGCCCCCUCCCCCCAUGCAGCGCUGAGGAGGCGGCCGCGGCGGCUCACGGGCAGCCCGGGGCCUAGCGCAACUAGCCGGGCUGGCGCGGGCGAAGGGGGCCCCGGCGCCAUGGAGGGGAUGGACGUGGACUUGGACGCGGAGCUGAUGCAGAAGUUCAGCUGCUUGGGCACCACCGACAAGGACGUGCUCAUCGGCGAGUUCCAGCGGCUCCUCGGCUUCCAGCUCAGCCCCGCUGGCUGCGCCUUCUUCCUGGACAUGACGAACUGGAAUUUACAGGCAGCCAUUGGAGCUUACUAUGAUUUUGAGAGCCCAAACAUCAAUGUGCCCUCCAUGUCCUUUGUUGAAGAUGUGACCAUAGGAGAAGGAGAGUCCAUCCCUCCUGAUACUCAGUUUACAAAAACAUGGAGGAUACAAAACACAGGGACAGAAGCAUGGCCUCCAGGCGUUUGUCUUAAAUAUGUUGGGGGAGACCAGUUUGGCCACGUGAAUAUGGUGAUGGUCCGAUCACUGGAGCCCCAGGAGAUUGCAGAUGUCAGCGUUCAAAUGUGCAGCCCCAGCACAGCGGGAAUGUAUCAAGGCCAGUGGCGAAUGUGCACUGCUACUGGACUCUAUUAUGGAGACAUCAUUUGGGUGAUUCUCAGUGUGGAAGUUGGAGGACUAUUAGGUGUAACGCAGCAGCUGUCAUCGUUUGAAACAGAGUUCAACACGCAACCACAUCGCAAGGUAGAAGGAAACUUUAACCCGUUCGCCUCUCCGCAGAAGAACAGGCAACCAGAUGAAAACAACUUAAAAGACCCUGGGGGUUCCGAGCUAGACACAAUCAGCAAAAACACAUGGGGGCCUGCUCCUGACCAAAUUGAACAAGAUCAGACUGAACUAUCACAAAACUCUGUAAAUCUCUCCCCCAGCAGUCACUCAAACAACUUAUCAGUAGUGACAUACAGUAAGGGUUUUCAUGGUCCUUACCCCUUUGGACAGUCUUAAACAAAAACGGGUAUCGUUGAGAAGAGAAUUUAACAAAGAUCGGACUUUGGAGGGAGGGGGAGUUCUUGUGACUUAUAGAAGAUACAGCAUGAACACCCCUUCUUGGCUCCAUAUCCUUGGAUAAGAUGAAAACAAACUAUAACUUUAAGACUAGGUGUUUCCAGAAAAAAAAAACCUAAACUAAAGUAUGCAUGUGUGAAUGCUGAAUUUCAGAGUGCUGUUCAGUGCUAUGGGAGAGAAAAAUACACCUGUGUUUUGUUUAGAAGUCAUUGUCACAGUUAAUUAGGUAGCUUGAAAAGAAAUUUUAAAAAAUUAAAACAGAAAAGCCAUCUCUUUUUAAAAGAAAAAAAUAUUUUGCCUACAGAGUGGUUGUAGACUGAGCAAAUGUUAACUUUUUUUUCUUGUUCACAACCUUUCAAAAAAGGACAGCGUGCAUUUUUAUGACGUGCUUGCUAUGAAAUGGACGACUGCUUAGUAUUUUCUUGGUUAGCGCAGCUGCUAUUUUUAUACAUCAGGUGUUUUUAAUUUGUAGCUGCAUCAAUAUCCGGUUUUGAAUUUUGACAGCAUCUAUUUUUUGCCUUUAAUCUGCUGUUGGUAUCAUUCUUCUGGGCAUGGGGUGCAUUAGUCAUCUGCUAUUUCUCUGUUAAUAAAAGUUGAUCAGACACAGUUUCACUCUUCUUGGGUAGGGCAAGGAGAUAAAAAAGACAAGAGGACUGAAAUGGUGCAGGAGGGUUUUCCUUGGCUUUCAACCACAUUCAGAUUUCCAAAACUUGUGAAUGGUUAGCAUAUUGAAGUAUUCCCAUAUUAAUUAAUGUACAGUAACAAUCUUUGAGACAAUUAUGCAUGUAUAUGUCAGUCUUGUGCCAAGAAACAAUUUUAUGGUAGAGCACCAAUUUUUAAAUUUCAUGUUACUUCCACGUGUAAACUUUACAUUUCCCUUUUUAUAUUGUGGUAGUUUCAGUUUGAUUAUUUGGCAAUACAAAUACUAGCUUAGCCGCGGAGACUAAAUUGCUUUAGGCAUAUAGGAGAAACAAUAAUCAAUGGCCUUCUACUGGAAUUCUCUCUGUUUCAUCUGCUUUCUGAUUCCCUGAAUCUUUGGUGUUCUAGACUGGUUGUCUCUGUGUGUGUGUGUGUGUGUGUGUGUGUGUGCGUGCGUGUGUGCGUGCGUGCGUGCGUGUGUGUGCAUAUCAAAGGGGUUGAGCUGUGUGCAGUCCAUGAAGAAUGAUAGCCAUAUAUAAUUGAGACCAGGUUGUCCAGUUCCAUAGGAGAAAGUUACAGAACAUGGUCUUUUGAAAUUCUUGGGUGUUGAACAGAAGCUUAUCAAGGGGAAAUGGCGCCCGGGGGCAACACCUCUUCUGGGCGCUGCCCCACUCGGGGUGGGGGAGCUCAGCAGCGGCUCAGGUGGCCACUGCAGCCGCCUGCCACUGAGCCCCCUCACCUCCCUGCAGGGGGAUGGGGCUUGGUGGCGAGUGGCUGGGGUGCAUGCUGUUUUGUCAUGGGGUGGUGCCCGGCGGCCCCCCCAUGACCGAUAGGCAUGCGCCCGGGGACAUGGGUGACCACAUGUCCCUAUAGACCAUACGCCUCUGGUGUUGCAUCAAUUUGAACUGCUUUGCAAAGAAGAGGAGAGGAGGAAGGGGGUUCUGUCUAAUUCAGAAACUUGAACUAGGCCGUAGCAGCCAUCUGCCAAAGAUAGAAUAAUAUGCAAUGCCCUCUUCCUUUCAUCUCACUCUGAAGACCAAAUUUGCCUACUCUGCGAUAAUUGAGGGAAGUAUAUCCAUACUGAUGGAGGUUGUGCAGAACUUUUAGUAGGGCCCAAAGUAACGUAUCCCAAGCUAUAUUGCUUAAUUGAUUUGCAUAAAGGGCCUUUUAAACAACCUGCAACACUUUUCACUGUCUUGUCUUCCACCUGAAUGUAUGGACAGCUGGGAUUGUGUGGUAGUGAGGGGAGUCAUUUAGGUAUUCAGUCUUCUGGUGUCAAUUCAGCAUGUCCUGAACAUGGACUCCUUUUGUCACCAAUCUAAUUUGAAUAAUCUUUCCAUUAAUGUGGCCAUACACAUUUGGAGAUAUUAUUUCAAAGAGUGACUCUUGAGAUGGAAUUAAAGAGGAGUCCACUGGAACCUUAAUGAACAUUUUUUUUUCAUUUUUAGGGUUUCUUUGGACUCUUGUUCAGUUUUGCUAGAACAGAUUAGUAUGGCUAUCCCUCGGGAAUUAUAACCCUUGUGAUGAAAGAUUAUGGAAGUAUAGGAGUUGGGAAUUUUUAAUUUUUAAAAAUUUAUUUAAUUUUUUUGCUCUUUGAUAUUUUUUCCCAGCAUGAUUCUCCAAAUAUAUAACUUAAUCACUAUGGGCAGUGUAAUGUAUUUGUCUCCGAAUGCAAAUAAAGGUAUAGGAAAGGACUGUGUAUAGCAGUCAUGCUGAUUGAUUUAAUUUUUUCCCUGCUUUGGGCAAGCAAUUUCCUUGAUAGGUAAGUGAAAUGAUCAAGUAGACUGUGUAAGUCUUGUCGUGUGUGUGUGUGUGGGGGGGGGGGGGUUGCUUUUGUAGCAACACUGGAAGUCUUCCAGUGAUUUACAUUUGGCUACUAUCAGACCAGAUCAGAAGGGCUUCAUUUUUUCCCCUUCAAAUCAGUUAUUCACACUUUUACCCCAUCUAAAUUAACAUCUGUUCUGGACAUAUGUUUUCUCUUUCUCUGGUUUGCUGAUAGGGAAAGCUGGUAUAUACUGCCAACUACUGUUGUCUUGUGGCGUGUAGGAGUGCCCGUUCUCUGCCAGUCAUCUAGAAUAGUGUUUCCAUGUGCCAGUGACUCUUGGGAAUAGAGACAUCACUCCAUUAAAGGAAACAAAAGCCAGAGCCAAUGCCUAGGUGUGAUUGUAGCAAGCAGCCAUCUUCUUAAGACGUGAGUUCUUCAGAUCUUCCGGAGCAUAAACAUAGCUGUUAUGUUUGCGAAUGGUCUUUGUAUAAAUAGUAGCAAAGACAACAUUUUUGUUUAUUGGUGUUGGCUAAGGAGAUAAUCUUUUCUGUGAUGACAGUAGGGGAAUGUUUAAAGUGCUCAGUCCUCUGACUACGGUUCUUUUCCCAAGGAAAUGUUCUUACUGUGAUAUAAGCAUUUAUUACAUACUGAACCUCUUAGGUUCAAGUUGCCAUUGAUUUGAUGAUUUGGAGGUUCCGUGUAAACAUCUUUAGAACUGCCUUGCUCAUGAUAUACUUCCUGUACAGGUCUAAUUUCAUAAAGGAUAAAACUGUACCUUGUUAAGUUCCAAAUUUGGUAUGAAUUUGCCACAAUUACAUAUGGUUGAAAGCUCUUAAGUGCUUUCCAAAUUUUUGUGAUUGCAGCAAAAUAAACAUUCCUCCUAUCUUUAAGCAUCGUACUGUAUAUCUGACUAUAUUUCCUCUUUCCCUCCCACAUGGUCUUACAGCUGUAGCAGAAAUAUGAAUGACAUGGCCCUCAGUCCCCUUGACACUUAGCCCACUGUCUUACCAUAGAGGUAGCUAAGUAUUGCUUCACUCAUUACCUGUUUUCCAAGUGAGGUUUGUGUUCAUGAUUUCAGAAGCUUCGCGGGUGGCCCUACCGCCCUGAGUUUCAACCUGCCACAUAUAAGCAUGUGCAGUCAGCUCUCGUUUUCCUCUUGAGUGACUAUCUCUGGAAGAAAUAAUAAUGGAUUCCUGAGAGGAAGAAGCAGUUGUUAUAAUUUUAAUAAAGGGAAAUUUUGAAUUUCUGUUAGUAUUUUGUUAGCUCUGUGUGUGUGUAUGUGUGUGUUAGAGAGAGUGAAUGUGUGUAUUAAAUAAGAACUCUAGCCCAAGUUGUUGGGCUAAAAAAUGCUGAUAACCUCCGCAUCUGAGAAUGUGACUCCAGCCUGGGAGAGAAAAGCUUCCAGACUUCUCAUUGAGAAGCUGGGUUGGCUUUGAGCCCCUCUGGCUGGAAUUAAACUCUAUCCCUGUCUGGGGAUGGAUGUCAUGCUUGCAUUAGCAGGCUGGGCCAUGUUGUUGCCCUAAUUUUGGGCAGGGGAAGGUGACGGGUAUAUCCUGAGGCUUCAGGGAUUUUGGAAUGUGUAUUUACCACCCAUCCCCAGCUGUGGAUGAGUGCAUCCUGAAUCUCUGUAGAUACAAGUGUAGCCAGAGUUCUCUGGGGUUGAAAAAUGCACGCUGUCCUACAUCUGGGUUUUCAUUUUUUCCCCUCUUGGAUGAGUGAGUGUUUGACUCUGCAGCCUGUCUUUAUUCUCUCUGGGGGGAGUGCAUGUGUAGAGCAGGAUGGUGUGUUGCUUCAUUGAGUCUGGGAAGAAUCCUGUAAUAGCACAUUGUGGAGGGGGGGAAGGACACUUUUUCCUUAAUGUAUAAAUGAAUAUUUGUAUGAUUAAAUUAACACAAAACAAA
Sphaerodactylus townsendi is the source of this 5370-nucleotide messenger RNA. RefSeq names its product inflammation and lipid regulator with UBA-like and NBR1-like domains (gene ILRUN). Gene Ontology annotation, cellular component: phagophore assembly site. Bases 130 to 1005 code for a protein of 291 amino acids. The record is from RefSeq and is a predicted model, not a curated record. The transcript has 5 exons. Gene Ontology annotation, molecular function: ubiquitin binding. Lineage: Eukaryota; Metazoa; Chordata; Lepidosauria; Squamata; Sphaerodactylidae. Gene Ontology annotation, biological process: macroautophagy.